This is a messenger RNA of Sipha flava (yellow sugarcane aphid), 1192 nucleotides long. It is a transcript of the gene mRpL39, whose product is annotated as 39S ribosomal protein L39, mitochondrial. Gene Ontology annotation, biological process: threonyl-tRNA aminoacylation. Gene Ontology annotation, molecular function: threonine-tRNA ligase activity; nucleotide binding. Bases 138 to 1160 code for a protein of 340 amino acids. Gene Ontology annotation, cellular component: mitochondrion. Lineage: Eukaryota; Metazoa; Arthropoda; Insecta; Hemiptera; Aphididae. The transcript is spliced from 8 exons. The record is from RefSeq and is a predicted model, not a curated record.
UUAUGCCGUAGCCGUAAAGAAUGAAUAUUUCUCAUAACUCUGUGGAUCCAAUAUUAUUUAAUUCCGUAUUUUUAUUUUCAUAGUAAUUAUUAUAAUUUAAUGAAGUAUUUUUACCUAUUUAUAUUUGUAUUCUUAUAAUGAAGUGUUUUACUAGUUGCUUUUACAAAAAAUACACUUAUACACUAUCUAGAAGAUAUGUUUCGACAUCAAAAAACGUAGAGCCCUUGAGUGAAAUAGUGGCUUAUCAAAAUAACUUGUUUGACAAUGAACAAAAAAAGCAAAAAGAAGCAGUUGGACGUAUUGAAAAAAUGAUUAUUAAAUAUCAUGGCGUGCCUGAAAAUGUCACAUUGUCCAUGAACAAAGGGAUCUCAACUCCUUAUGAUUGUGCCAAACAUAUAUCGGAAAUGUUGGUCAAAAGAACUGGAUUAGCUUUAGUAGAUAAUACACAUUUAUGGGAUAUGCAUAGACCACUUGAAUCAGAUUGUGAAAUUACUUUUAUGCACGCACAGCAUCUUCCAGAUCCUUAUCAUUUCAACAGAGCAUAUUGGCGCAGCUGUUCACUUAUUCUAGGAGCUGUCAUUUCUAAAGCGUUUAAAAAUGAUAUUCAACCAACAUUACAUAGUUUCCCUUCACCUAAUGUGAAAAGUGGAAGCUUUGUUUAUGAUGUAGAGUUAUCAAAUUUACCAGAAUGGACUCCAACAGAAAAUGAACUUAGAAUUUUAUCAGCUAAUAUGGUUAAAUUAGCACAGACAUCUUAUCGAUUUGAUCGUCUAGCUGUUUCUGAAGAAUUAGCUUUAGACAUAUUUCAGGAUAAUAAAUUUAAAAAAGAACAGGUUCCAAAUAUUGCCCAGCAGUCUAUCGAUAAAAAGGUAAUUUUAUACAGAAUUGGUGAUCAUAUUGAUAUAAGCAAAGGACCUAUGAUUGGCAAUACAGAUUUAUUAGGGCGCUGCACAAUAACUGCUGUACAUCGUCUAGAUACUAAAUAUGGUCAUUUAUAUAGAUUUCAAGGUGUUUCCUUACCUAAAGGCAUUAUGCUAAAUCAUUUUGCUUAUUCCUUGUUGGAACAAAGAGCAAAAAAAUUAAAUGCAGCCAGGUUACCUGAUCAAGUUAAUAAUGAUAUGUUUGUUCCACGUUUUUCUUCAGAAGACUCAAUUGCUUAAUUAAAAAUAAAUAAAUAGUUAUAUUUUAUUUA